This is a messenger RNA of Salvia hispanica, 5078 nucleotides long. NCBI's taxonomy places the organism in Eukaryota, Viridiplantae, Streptophyta, Magnoliopsida, Lamiales, Lamiaceae. The record is from RefSeq and is a predicted model, not a curated record.
AUUAACUUAGUUAAUGGAUGUUUGUAUCUAAUCAUUCUCACUUAGAGCUUAUCCAGAGUAUCCUUACAGCACAAGAAUAAGCCAGAAAAAGGAAGGAAGAAUGAAGUCAUCCAUAACAGUCCUUGUGUUAUCCUUGUUAAGCUUUGCCUUAAGUUUAACUAUGUCGUCGCCAGUAUCUAUGUCGAGGAUUAAUUGUGAUCCUACGUGUGGAGAUGUCCCCAUUCCCUUUCCAUUUGGGAUUGGUUCCAAGUGUAGUGAGAAUUCCUCCUUCACUAUCGUCUGCCGGAAUUCCACAACACCAUUCUUGAGUAGCAUCAACAUGGAAGUUCUUAAUAUUUCCAUCAGAGGUACAAUCAUAGUAAAGCAGCCAAUGCCACCACCUAUGGAUUGCUCUACUAGACUGACAACAGCUCGUCUUCCAAUUUCUCUCAAAGGAAGUCCGUUUACAAUCUCUGCACGCUUCAACACGUUGGCUGUGUCAGGCUGCAAUAAUUCGGUCUGGUUGCAAGCUAACGAGACGACUACUAUAGGAGGAUGCACAUCCAUGUGUGAUGCCAACACCACAGAAACUAGCUGCAACGGCGUUAACUGCUGCCAAACAACACUUCCACCACGACUCAAGGAGCUCGAGUACAAGUACAAAACAAAUGAAGCUAGCAAUGAUAAUAGCUCUUGUGGAUUUGUUCUCCCAGUUGAGAAAACAUGGAUAACAAAUCAUUACAAAAGCUUCAAAGCAUUAGCUCGAGGAAUCGGAUUUGCUCCUUUGGUACUUGAGUGGGAAUUUGGUGAACUCAAAGGUUAUACUAACAGAAUUUGCACAUAUUCUGAUGAUCAUUGCCUCUCGCAUCCUGAUGAAUUUGGCCGCAGAUAUGCAAUAGGUGAUACUCGUGAUUGUUGGCUCACACAUCUUCGCGAUGAAUGCAGCUUUUAUCCUUCUGAUUAUGACUGCAAAUCAACAGAUAUUUCUUAUCUAUAUUCAUUUAACAGAGAUUAUGGGGAAUUCUAUUCAGUCUAUUAUCAUGAAGAUGGUUAUGAAUCUUCAACCAAAUAUUGCUCUUGUCCUCACGGGUUUGAAGGUAACCCGUAUCUACCAGAGGAGUGCAGUGAUAUAGACGAAUGCAGUAAUGCAACACUCAAUCACUGUGAAGAACCAUAUUCAUGUAACAAUGUAAGGGGGGAUUAUGAAUGCAUUGAUCAAAAUGCCAAGUAUAAAGCUCGUCUGAAAAAAGCGUUCAUCAGCGUUGGUAGUGGUCUUGGAGCUCUGGUUCUCCUCCUCGUGGCAUUGAGAACAGCAAAAUCCAUCAAAAGAAGAAUCAAGGCAAACCGAAGACGCAAGAUUUUCAAACGAAACGGGGGGCUGUUGCUGGAACAGCAACUUUCUGCAACUGAUAAUGGCCUUGACAAGACAAGGUUGUAUAGUUCCAAAGAGUUGACACUGGCUACUGAUCACUAUAAUCCAAACCGCAUACUUGGCCGUGGUGGGCAAGGCACUGUCUACAAAGGAAUGUUGAAGGAUGGUAAGAUUGUGGCAGUCAAGAAAUCACAGAAGUUAGAGGAAGGUGACCUUGAAGUCUUCAUAAAUGAAGUGGUUAUACUGUCACAAGUGAACCAUAGGAAUGUGGUUAAGUUACUAGGGUGUUGUCUGGAGACUGAAGUUCCUCUUCUCGUGUAUGAGUUCAUCCCGAACGGAACCCUGUACCAACACAUUCAUGAGCCGAGUGAGGAAUUCCCGUUGACAUGGGAAAUGAGAAUGAGAAUUGCAAGAGAAGUAGCAGGUUCACUUGAUUACUUGCACUCUGCUGCAUCUGCGCCUAUUUAUCACCGUGAUAUCAAGUCGAAAAACAUACUCUUGGAUGAGAAAUAUCGCGCCAAAGUCUCAGAUUUUGGUACAUCAAGGUCGGUAUCUCUUGAUCAGACUCACUGCACCACCCGAGUUCUAGGCACCUUUGGCUACUUAGAUCCGGAAUAUUUUCAGUCUAGUCAGUUCACUGAAAAGAGCGACGUCUAUAGCUUUGGCGUGGUUAUGGUUGAGCUUUUAACUGGAGAGAAAGCCGUGACAGCAACUAGAGCUGUGGAAGGAUGGGGUUUAGCCUCACAUUUCUUGCACUCGAUGGAGGAAAACGUGUUGUUUGAGAUACUCGAUGCAAGGGUCCUCAAAGAAGGCAAGAGGGAUGAAAUCAUGGCUGUAGCUCAGCUUGCUAGAAGAUGUCUAAAUUUGAAUGGGAAGAGAAGGCCAACAAUGAAGGAAGUUGCAGCAGAGUUGGAAGCAAUCAGAAAGGUGGAAGAAUGCUCUUAUGUUGAAGAAAGAGAGGGUGGCAGCAGAGAGUUCCAUUGUCUUUCUAUUGAGCUUCCUGAGUGUAUCAGCUUCUCUUCCAUCACUCCGUUUUCACCCGAGUAUCCAUUGCUUGUUUGUACUAUUAACCUUAGAUUGUUCCAAAUAUUAUGUUAUGUAUUCAGUGUGGAUGUUUUACAUGCUUUGAUUCAUUCUUGGCUACUAAACAAAAUUGAUUCCCUCUUAGUAGAUGGAUGUACAUAUCUCAAUCAUUUUCAAAUUAGAGCUUACCCAGAUUGGCACAACUGCACAAGAAUUAACCAGGAAGGAAGAAUGAAGUCAUUCAUAAUAGUCCAUGUGCUAUCUUUGCUAAGUUGUGGCAUAACUUUAACAAUGUCAUCGACAACAUCUUUGUCGAUGCCUAAUUGUCAAGAAAAGUGUGGAAAUGUCAUCGUUCCCUUUCCAUUCGGGAUCGGUUCCAACUGCAGUGCAAAUUCCUCCUUCGCUGUUAUUUGCCGGAAUUCCACAACACCAUUCUUGAGCAGCAUCAACAUGGAAGUUCUUAACAUUUCCAUCAGAGGUACGGUAGUAGUGAAGCAGCCGCUGUCGCCACCUAUGAAUUGCUCUACUGAUAUGAGCACCGGGCAUCUCCUUGUAUCCCUCAAGGGAAGUCCUUUCACAAUCUCAGCAAGCUACAACACGUUGGCGGUGUCAGGCUGCAAUAAUUCAAUCUUGUUGCAAGUUAACGGGACGACUGUUAGAGGAGGAUGUACAUCCUUGUGUGCUGCCAAUUCGGAAGAAACUAGCUGCGAUGGCAUUAACUGCUGCCAAACAACACUUCCACCUCGACUCAAGGAGCUCAAGUACAAUUACAGUACAAGUCAAUCUAGCAACAAUGGUAGCUCUUGUGGAUAUGUCCAGCCAGUUGAGAAGACAUGGUUAACAAAUGAUUACGAAAGGUUCAAAGCGUUGGAACGAGGAUUCGGAUUUACUCCUUUAGUACUUGAAUGGGAAUUUGGUGAACUCAAAGGCUAUACUGACAGAAUUUGCACAUAUUCUGAUGAUUAUUGCCUCACAGUUCCUGAUGAUGUUGGCCGUAGGUACGCGGAAUCAGGUACUCAGGCUUGUUGGCGCAGACAUCUUGAUGAUGAAUGCCGCGUGUAUCCUUCUCGUUCAUACUGCAAAUCAUCGUCUGAUAAUUAUCUUUUUUCAUACUAUUACGAGGAACUGCAUUCCGUUUAUUAUGACGGAUAUUUUAAUGGAUAUGAUUAUGCAUCGUCGACCAAAUACUGCUCUUGCCCUCGCGGGUAUGAAGGUAACCCGUAUCUACCAGAGCAAUGCAUUGAUAUAAACGAAUGCGAUAAUGCAACACAGAAUCCCUGUGAAACAUUGUCUUGCAACAAUGUAAGAGGGUAUUUUGAAUGUGUUGAUGAAAAGGCAAAAUAUAGAGCACAUCUGAGAACAGUGUUCAUCAGCAUUGGCAGUAGUCUCGGCGCUCUGAUUCUACUCCUCGUAGCCUGGAGGUCGACAAAAGCCAUCAGGAAAAGAAUCAAGGCCAACCGGAGACACAAGUUUUUCAAGCGAAAUGGGGGGCUUCUGCUGGAACAACAGCUUUCUGCAACUGAUAACGGCCUUAACAACGUUAAGCUGUAUAGCUCCAAAGAGUUGACACUGGCUACUGAUCACUUCAACGAGAACCGCAUACUUGGUCGUGGUGGACAAGGCACGGUCUACAAAGGAAUGUUGAAGGAUGGUAAGAUUGUGGCAGUCAAGAAAUCGCAGGAGGUAGAGGAAGGAGACCUUCAAGUCUUCAUUAAUGAAAUGGUUAUACUGUCACAAAUUAACCACAGGAAUGUGGUUAAGCUACUAGGAUGUUGUCUGGAGACAGAAGUUCCUCUUCUCGUCUACGAGUUCAUCCCAAAUGGGACCCUUUUCCAACACAUUCAUGAGCCAAGUGAGGAAUUCCCUUUGACAUGGGAAAUGAGAACGACAAUCGCAAGAGAAGUAGCGGGUGCACUUGCUUACUUGCACUCUUCAGCGUAUUCACCUAUCUAUCACCGUGAUAUCAAGUCAACAAACAUACUAUUGGACGACAAAUACCGCGCUAAGGUGGCGGAUUUUGGUACAUCAAGGUCAGUAGCUCCUGAUCAGACUCACUUCACCACCCGGGUUGUAGGCACCUUCGGCUACUUGGAUCCAGAGUAUUUCCAGACAAAUCAGUUCACAGAAAAGAGUGACGUCUACAGUUUUGGCGUGGUUAUGGUUGAGCUUUUGACUGGUGAGAAAGCAAUAUCAUCCAUCAGAGCUGAAGCAGGAAGGAGUUUAGCCACACAUUUCUUGCUUUCAAUGGAGGGAAACACAUUGUUCGAAAUUCUUGACGCAAGGGUCCUCAGAGAAGGCAAGAAGGAUGAAAUCAUGGCUGUAGCUCAGCUUGCUAGAAGAUGCCUGCAUUUGAAUGGGAAGAGAAGGCCAACAAUGAAGGAAGUUUCAAUGGAAUUGGAAGGAUUAAAAAAGGUGGAAGAAUGCUCACAUGUUAAAGAUAGAGAUGGUGUCAGCAGAGAGUUUCAUUCUCUUUCUCUAGAGGUUGCUGAGUCUAUCAGCUUCUCUUCCAUCACCCCGUUUUCGCCCGAGUAUCCAUUGCUUGGUGAGUGAACAAUAUGCAAAAGUAUAGCUGAAGGACCCUUUCUUCAACAGCUUUGCUUUGAAUAAGUUUCCAUAACAACAUAUCCUGUUUUAAACAUUUAAGAGUGUGUAGUUAUGUUUUGUAAUCAGUAUGCAUUUGCCAAAUACUUUAAUUGUUUGUUUC